Rubroshorea leprosula is the source of this 1255-nucleotide messenger RNA. The record is from the annotation of a GenBank genome assembly. Lineage: Eukaryota; Viridiplantae; Streptophyta; Magnoliopsida; Malvales; Dipterocarpaceae.
AAAGUGGUACUUUAACAUUUUUUUCCCUCAAUAAAACCCUAAAAAACCUAAAAUUGGAUCUGAAUCAUGAUUUUGUCACCCGACACUGCUGCUUCUUCUUCUUCUUCCUUCAAGAUCAGGCAUGCUGUCUUCAGGAUCAAGCCUGUGACAAGAAAGAUCCGCAUUUGCUGUCUUCAGGCUUUCUUCAAGUUUUAUUCUCUCAUUCCUUCCAAGUUCCAACGUUCUUCCUUUUUUCUUCCUUUUUUCUUCCUUUUUUCUUCCUUUUUUGCUCUGUUUUUUCCCCUGCUUCUGCACUUGCUGUGUUUCCCUUUGCAAAUGGAAACAACUUUAUCUAAGUCCAGUAAUAAGAAAGAUCCUGCUUGGAAAUAUAAUUCUUUGAAGGAUCCAAGUUAACCCAAUUAUGUUACCUGCAAUUUUUGUAAUAAACAACUACUGGGGGAAUCAAUCGAGCAAAGCAACAUCAGAUGGGGUGUUUGGGUAAUGCUACAUCUUGUCCAAGAGUCCCACAAGAGGUUAGGGAAGAGCUGUGGAAUUAUUACAACGAGAAGAAGUCUCAAAAAUCCACUGGCUCCUCAGGUUCUUUUCAGACAUUCAAUUAUUUAGAAGAUUGUGAAAUUGGUGAUGAUGAUUUGGAUGAGGUUGAGUUGGUUGAGUUUGAUGUAAGUGGAAAAUGGUUGUUAACUGCAAAAUCAGGGGCUGAAAUGUAAGGUAGGGGGAAGAAAGCCAAAGGCCCGAUGGAUUGUAUUUGAUGAAACCAGAAACUAUAGUUCAAAGAAGAAAAGAAAGCAAAAUGAGGCAAACAAGUAUAAAGGAUAGUGAUCCAGAAGCAAGAGCUAGGAGAGUCCAGUAUAUAGCAAGAUUUUUUUAUCAAGCUGGGAUCCCAUUUAAUGCAGUACAUCUAGAUAGCUUCAAGUAUAUGGUGGAAGCUAUUGGGCGGUAUGGUUCGAAUUUAAAGCCUCCUAGUUAUCAUGAGUUGCGGGUUCCAUUGCUGAAAAAGGAAUUGUAGCUUACAAAUGAUAUGUUAGAGGAUCACAAGAAGAAAUGGGCAAACUAUGGUUGCUCAAUUAUGUCUGAUGCUUGGACAAAUAGAAGAUGGACAAAUAGAAGACAGAAGUACGGUUGCUCAAUGCAGUUGAUGAGGAUGACGUAGAUGUAGAUGAUUUAUCUUAGAUUUUAGAAUGAUAUUAUACUGUUUCUGACUUUCUGCACUGUUUUAAUUUCUUGACUGUUAUGCAUACACGUACUGCUAAUUUUU